AUACCACCAAACAGCAAUUCAAGAAAAUGAGUUAUAUUCUCUCCCAUUUAAUACACAUCUUAUUAUUAGCUACCCUACUUCUUGUAUCUUUCGAACCCAAAUGUUCCUUGUUGGUCAAGACUGCUGCCCUAAGCCUUGACACAGACAAGGAAGCCUUGCUGGCACUCAAAUCUCAGAUUAGCUUGGAACCACCCUCUAAUUUAUUUUCUUCAUGGAACCCUAAUAACUCGUCGCCUUGCAAUUGGACAGGAGUUGUCUGCAACAGACUCGCCGACAGAGUUGUUGGUGUCGAUCUGUCUAGCGCAGACCUUUUUGGGUCGGUUAGUCCUUAUAUUGGCAAUCUCUCAUUCCUUGAGACACUGAAGCUUCAGAAUAAUCAACUUACUGGUGCAAUUCCUGAUGAAAUUUGCAAUCUUUUUCGGUUGAGAGUGAUGAAUAUGAGCUUCAAUAGCUUGCAAGGUUCGAUCUCGUCCAACAUAAGCAAGCUUUCGGAGCUCAGAAUACUCGACUUGUCAAUGAAUAAGAUUACAGGAAAAAUUCCUGAAAAACUCACAACUCUUUCCAAUCUCCAAAUUCUCAACUUGGGGCGAAAUGUUCUUUCAGGUCCAAUUCCACCAUCCAUAGCAAAUCUUUCAGCACUAGAAGAUUUGAUUUUAGGCACUAAUACUCUUAGUGGCGGUAUUCCAAGUGAUUUAAGCAGACUCCGUUAUCUCAAAGUCCUCGAUCUCACCAUAAACAAUCUCACUGGUGCAGUUCCGUCAACCAUCUAUAACAUGUCCUCACUGGUUGAUAUUGCCCUAGCUUCUAACGUAUUAUGGGGUAAAAUUCCUAGUGAUGUUGGGGUUACACUUCCAAAUCUUUUAGUUUUCAAUUUGUGCUUCAAUAAGUUCACUGGUACAAUUCCUAGUUCUUUGCAUAAUCUCACCAACAUAAAAGUCAUUCGGAUGGCAUCUAAUCUUCUUGAAGGAACCGUCCCUCCAGGUUUAGGAGAUCUUCCAUUUCUAGAGAUGUACAAUAUCGGUUAUAAUAAAAUUGUUAGUCCUGCUGGAGAUAAUAAUGGCAUUGACUACAUCAUCAAUUCUUUAACCAAUAGCACCCGCCUCAAGUUUCUUGCGUUCGACGGAAACUUUUUUCCCGGUAUCAUUCCGGAUUCUGUCGGCAAUCUUUCGAAGGAUCUGUCGAAACUGUACAUGGGACAAAAUAUGAUUUCUGGUGGCAUACCAACCUCAAUUGGUAAUCUUAAUAGCUUAACUUUGUUAAACAUAAGCUAUAAUUCGCUCAACGGUUCAAUUCCAAAUGAAAUUGGCGAACUCAAGAACCUGCAAAUGUUGAGUUUGGCUAGGAAUCAACUUUCUGGCAGUAUUCCAGAUUCUCUUGGUAAUCUUCAAAAGCUGAACCAAAUGGAUUUAUCAAGAAAUGAAUUGGUGGGUGGAAUAUCAAAUAAUUUUGGGAAUUUCCAUAGCAUGCUCUCCAUGGAUUUAUCCUCCAAUUAUCUCAAUGGAAGCAUACCUAGAGAAAUUCUCAAUCUCCCAAGUUUGAGCAAGAUCCUGAACCUGUCAAACAACUUGUUAACAGGAAAUUUAUUACAAGACAUUGGUCUUCUGAAAGGUGUUGUCAGCAUUGAUGUCUCCAAAAAUAAGUUGUCUGGUGAAAUUCCAAGCUCAAUCAAAAACUGUGAGAGCUUGGAGGAAUUGUACAUGGCCAGAAACUCAUUUUCAGGUCCUAUUCCUGCUUCCUUAGGGGAGAUGAAAGGUCUAGAAAUCGUCGACCUUUCGUACAAUAAUCUCUCUGGUUUCAUUCCUCCAGAUCUUGAAAAGCUGCAAGCCCUUCAGUUGUUGAAUCUUUCCUUCAAUGACCUGGAGGGAUCAAUUCCAUGUGGUGAAACAUUUAAAAACCUUUCAAUAGUCCAUUUACAAGGCAACAAAAAGAUUUCGGCUUGUCUGAAUCCUGGUAGUCGUAGACGUAAAAACAGCCGAGUUAAAAUUUCUAUCAUCAUUGUCGCUGCCGCAGCAACAUUAGGGUUAUGCAUUUCUGUCGGCUACUUUCUCUUUAUGAGGAGAAGAAAAGCGAAAAUAGCUGUUGGAUCUAAUAACUUGAUAAGCAAGCAACAUCAAAUUGUCUCGUAUCAUGAACUCCGGCGAGCAACUGAUAACUUUAACCUUCAAAAUUUGAUUGGAACAGGCGGAUUUGGAUCAGUGUUCAAAGGGUUUCUUACAGAUGGUUGUGCUGUUGCAGUUAAAGUUCUUGACAUCAAACAGAAAGGAUAUUGGAAAAGCUUUGAAGCUGAGUGUGAAGCUUUAAGAAAUGUCAGGCAUCGAAAUCUUGUUAAGUUGAUCACAUCCUGCUCGAGCAUAGAUUAUAAAAAUGAAGAAUUCCUGGCUCUGGUUUAUGAGUAUUUAAGUAAUGGGAGCUUGGAAGACUGGAUAAUGGGGAAGAUGAGGAAAGAAAAUGGAGACGGACUAAAUUUUAUAGAGAGACUGAAUGUGAUCAUCGACGUUGCCGCUGUCAUGGAUUACCUGCACUAUGACUGUGAACCGCCGGUGGUGCAUUGUGAUUUGAAGCCGAGCAAUGUUCUUAUAAAUGAAGACAUGACUACUAAGGUAGGCGAUUUCGGGCUUGCUAGGUUUCUGAUGGACAAACUUGGUGCUCAAGCUUCCAUCAGCUCAACCCAUGUUUUGAAAGGUUCCAUAGGAUACAUUCCCCCAGAGUAUGGUCUAGGGGUGAAACCAUCAACUGCUGGAGAUGUAUACAGCUUUGGAGUGAUGAUACUCGAGUUAUUCACCGGCAAGAGCCCGACUAGUGAUAGUUUUAAGGACGAACAAGAUCUUGUUAGAUGGGUGCAAUCCUCCAAUUUGAUGCAAGUUCUAGACCCUCAUCUCUUGCUACUUGAAAUUCACCAUGAUUGUAUGAUCACAAUUCUUGAAGUUGGAUUAUGUUGCACCGCAGAUUCUCCUGAUAGGCGCAUCAGCAUGAGAAAUGCUCUCUCCAAGCUCAAAGGAGCUAGAGACACCCUUCUUAACUAUGUUCAUAAGCCAACUAUUUCACCAUGAUUAAAAUACAGUUUAUUCAUAGGCUCAUAGUUUAUGUUGUAUGGAAAUUAAACAAUUUAACAAUUUUACGUUUUAGAGUUUUAUUUUUCAUUUUAAGAUUGCUUUUGAAACUCAAAAAAAAUUAUAUUUGUAAUCUAUCCUUAAAAAAUUAUCUUUUUGUUGUUUUUAUUUCAGUGUUUAGUAGGAAUAUCCAUAAAUAUAGUAUGCAUGCACUCGAUCUACUUAAGAAAAGUUCACCUAAGAAAUAAAACAUAAAAUUUUCAUUUCAA
This is a messenger RNA of Mercurialis annua (annual mercury), 3319 nucleotides long. Its product is annotated as putative receptor-like protein kinase At3g47110. The record is from RefSeq and is a predicted model, not a curated record. The transcript is spliced from 2 exons. Gene Ontology annotation, biological process: protein phosphorylation. Bases 27 to 3050 code for a protein of 1007 amino acids. NCBI's taxonomy places the organism in Eukaryota, Viridiplantae, Streptophyta, Magnoliopsida, Malpighiales, Euphorbiaceae. Gene Ontology annotation, molecular function: ATP binding; protein kinase activity; protein binding. Gene Ontology annotation, cellular component: plasma membrane.